Messenger RNA from Acanthamoeba castellanii str. Neff, 750 nucleotides. RefSeq names its product myoinositol monophosphatase 1, putative. The coding region runs from base 1 to 750 and encodes 249 amino acids. The record is from RefSeq and is a predicted model, not a curated record. Lineage: Eukaryota; Discosea; Longamoebia; Acanthamoebidae. Gene Ontology annotation, molecular function: inositol monophosphate 1-phosphatase activity. The transcript has 7 exons. Gene Ontology annotation, biological process: inositol metabolic process; phosphatidylinositol phosphate biosynthetic process; signal transduction.
AUGGAGGGCGUGGAAGGAGGAGAGGCGGAGCGGUGGCGCGAGGUGGCGGUGGCGGCGGCUCGUCAGGCGGGUGCCAUCAUCGCUACGGCCUUUCGCAAGACCGACGGCCCUGAGAACAUCGAGCGCAAGACAGUACUCGACGUCGUGACCGAGACCGACAAGGAGUGCGAGCGGGUGAUCAUGGAAGCGCUCCUGGGCGCAUUCCCCACGCACCGGUUCAUCGGCGAGGAGACGGCCUUUCCCUACAUUUGCGUGUGCAUCGGGCUCGUGGUGAACAAGAAGCCUCUCGUCGGCGUCGUCUACGCUCCUCUUCUCGAUGAAAUGUUCACUGCUAUCAGCGGGCAAGGCGCCUUCCUAAUGACCGACCAAUUCGUGUGUCGCAGAUCCGAGCUGGAGAGCGCGAUGCUGGCGACCGGCUUUCCCAAAUACCGCGAAUACCUCAACUUCCAGACCGCCGCCAUCUACCAGGCGCUGGCGAAUGGUUCGUGCGCGCUGGACAUGUGCGGGGUGGCGGUGGGCCGCCUGGAGGCCUACUACACGUGCACGGGCGUGCGCACGUGGGACUUCGCGGCUGCCACGGUCAUCGUGCGCGAGGCCGGCGGGCUCGUCCUCGACCCCACAGGCGGCGAGUUGGAUAUCAUGGGCAAGCGCGUGAUGGCCACGAAUGGCCAGGAGAUGGCGGACAAGAUCGUGGGGUUCAUCCGUGACCGCAACCUCCCCCAGGACGUGGGCAGCCUGCCCGACUUUUGA